This is a messenger RNA of Owenia fusiformis, 514 nucleotides long. NCBI's taxonomy places the organism in Eukaryota, Metazoa, Annelida, Polychaeta, Sabellida, Oweniidae. The record is from the annotation of a GenBank genome assembly.
CGCUCUUUAAAUCAUAUCCGGUUCCAGAAAAUUUUGAGAAAAUCCCAGAAUCGUAUCCAUUACAGCUCUUUAGACCAAUUAAGAGCCUAUCAUCUUACCGAAAUAUAAUUUCUUCUGACAGGUGGUGUCAUCGAAAGGGUAAGGAUCAUGGGUAAAAAUGAGAACUCUACAAAUUUCCGCACAAAUGCAGCCAAUAAAGGGCCAACCUACACAGCGGAUAAAAAUAACAAAAAGAUGGCCUCCAAAACCAACAAGAAGUGGGUGCGACUAGCCACAGUGCUCGCUUAUGUAUUGUCCGUCUCAUUGGCAGCUAUUGUAUUAGCAAUAUACUACAGCUUGAUAUGGCAACCAGAGUUGAAGAAUGUAAACAGAACUACCAUAGCAACACCCUCGACUGGUGAGAGUUCCUCGUUUUAUGAUGAUACAUCAUCUGUUACAACUGGAACUGGGACAGAUGGAUUAUCUACAACAUCUUCAGAACCAAUUUCUGUCAAAUGAAUUGACACACAUUCAG